Molecule: messenger RNA, 1728 nt
Organism: Fonsecaea multimorphosa CBS 102226
Lineage: Eukaryota; Fungi; Ascomycota; Eurotiomycetes; Chaetothyriales; Herpotrichiellaceae
Exons: 1
Coding region: 1-1728 (575 amino acids)
Biological process (GO): DNA-templated transcription
Molecular function (GO): DNA binding; zinc ion binding
Source: RefSeq, a predicted model, not a curated record
AUGGAGCGCUCAACUGUGCCCCAGCCGACCAUUUUCUCGCACAGCGUUCGAAUACCCCUCGACCAAUCGACAACGAAUACACCAGGAACACCACCCACCUACACUGCAGUUGCUGACGAGCCCCUGGGCCAGCGCUCGGGACUGCAAGCUGCCACUCCGCUACGAUGGAAUCAACCCCGACCAGAGGCGUUCUUUGGCUGGGCUGCUCCUCUUCCCGCUCCACAUGUGACCUCAAAUGGUGGACUGGACCAUCCUUUCGGCCAUGUGUCAACAGAACCACAGAUCUCAAGCUAUGGCUUCGACGUGCCACCCAGGAGUGUACGACAGAAUCUAACCAACACUUUUCUCGAAUACUGCAAUCCAUGGCUGCCGAUCGUGGAGCACGCUGACCUUGCGAAUCUUGCGCGAAUCGAGCAGCAGUCAGCUUCGAUGCUUCUCGCGCAAGCACUUUGGUUUGCGGCGAGUUGUAUCGAGCAAUCUUCUACUGCACCGAGCGAAUUUUACCAACGAGCUAAAGCGCUCUUCUGGUCGGGCAGCGAGAACGACCCGUUUGUCGCCGUCAAGGCUGCGUUGAUGUUGAUGUCGCAUGACUGGCAAGUUUCUGAACACGGUACGUUUGAUAACAGUGAGCUUUGGCUUCACGUGGCAGUCACCGUUGCAUACCGAAUCAAGCUGCACAGAGAUCCUCCGCCAGACUCGAAAAGUGGCAUCCGUCGCCGACUGUGGUGGACCAUUGUUGCACAGGAUUCUUUGAUGUCUUUAUUAUACGCUAGACCUCGCGCCAUCAAUCUCAUGGACUCUGAUGUCCGCGGACUAGACGAUAUGGAUUUCAUCAACAGCCAAGCCGACCCUGCCGUCUUCAGCUUGUACGUGGACAUAAGCAAGAUCCUAGGUGAUCUAGUCGAGUGCUACCGGCGCGGAUUUACGAGCUACACUCAUAGAUCAAGUAUCGAGAACAGCCUUCAUCUCUGGCGCCUUCGCCUGUGUCAGUACGAAAGCGUUGAUGUCGACCGGGAUAUCUCCCAGUCAACAGAUCAGAGCCUGGCUGUUCGCCAGUUGAAGCUGCCUUAUUUGACAGCUCUAGUUCUGUUUUCUAAGAGCCAGCACAUUUUAUCAACCCUCAAAUGCUCCUCUGCAUCAAGCUUACGGAUUUCGGCGACGGCUUCAAUCGCUGCUUCGUUGAGUGCUGGCAUCUUCAAGAGUAUGCUGGAACAUGACGAGAUCCAAUAUCUCGGACCUGUGUUCACCAUCUACGCAUUUUCGGCAAGCAUGGUGCUCCUCCGACUCUGGGCCUACCCAAAGCUGUGGGAAGCCGUUCAGCCAGAUCUGCAGACAUUAAGAGAGGCUUUGUCGAGUCUUACAAGACAUGAUUCAGCUGUGGCUGACGUGGCAAAAGCUUUGGACAAUGCACGUGAAUACGUGGAAACAACACAGCAGCAUCGUCCUGUUGAUCUGCCGACUGUAUCCGACCGGCCACUAUGCUUCAAACUCCUUGAGACUAUGUCACCGGCGGGUUGCCAGUUGUGGAGUCACGUUGCAGAGCUUGCUGACGACUCGGAGUCCUCGGAUGCAGACCAGACCUUCAAUUCACCGGCAAGUGGAGAGGCGAGGGCUGAAAAUGCGGCCGUCUUUCAGUCACAGCGCACUGGUAGGUCUUCAGAUAGCUUACUUUCGAGCCAUGGAUUUGCCUAUGGUCAGUAUGAAGACUGGAUCCUCCACGAUGGCUGA